CACCGUUUUACAGAUUGGUAGCUCAAAAUGGAUGAGACGGUCAGAUCUGCCAUUGUUGGGGAGGCUAUCAGAGGAAUCUUUUCUGGUGUUAUCAGCAAGUAUGAGGAUAAUUCAAACGAAGGAGAUAACAUAGAGAGGCUGGAGAUGGCGCAAAUUAAGCUGGAGGCUGCGAUUAAGACUUCCAACAAGUGGCAGAUCACCGAUACGCCGUUGCUACGUUGGCAGAAGAAACUGAAGCGUGCGUCUGAAGAAUGUGAUGAUACGUUGCGCAAAUGCAAGCAGCGCGCUCUAGAAGAGAAAGAGAUCGAAGUGCAGGUCAAGCAAUCCUCAUUUCCUAGACGUGUUGCUCAUGCAACCAAAUCUUUCAUCGUCUCAUUCAUCGGCCACAAUAAUGAUGACUACUCAAGCAGCGCUAUUGUUCGAAGAUUUGAGAGGAUUGCAGAUAGUGCUGACAGUUUUCUGAGGUUUGUGCAGCUAGGCGGGAGACCACGGCAAUAUUUGUUCUUUGACCCUCUUAUUGCACAUCUUUUCGCAGGCAAAUCUCUAAGAUAUCAAACAUUGCAUGAUGGAAGUCAAUACCAUUUCUUCAGUAUACGCCCUAUGAGUUUUGAGGAGCGUGGACUAGAGGCCAUGCUGUUCUUUGUCUAUGAAGAUUGCAAGGUGCCCAAGAACAGUUUUCGGUUAGGAUUCAUACUGCGUCUUUCAGAAAGUACAGACGUCAUGGGAAUUACAGUCAAAUGCUUACAGUCAGUCACACCUCACUUCAAGUCCACAGCCGAGAUUGUUGUCAGGGAACUCACUCAGCUCCCUACGCAAGAUUUCUCAUGGUUGCCACCAUACCAUGAAUAUGGAAGCAUGGAACACUGGGACAAUGUUCAGACCACCUUGACUCAAUGGUUCCGGCCAGAUCCAUUGUGCUGCUCCAAAGGAUACAUUCCUGCUUGCAGCAGCAGCAGCUACACAAAAAAGUAGUAGUCUGUCAAGCAUAUUUCCAGAACCAGUCAUUCAAGUAUUUUUGCAGUGUCACAUCUCACUGUCUGAAUACAACAACUUGCAAGGAUCAUCAAUCAUCAGAUACGGCACAUCUUCACUGGAGAAAUUCCCUCUUUUGAAGCUUUGGUUUCUCUUCAUGCCACAUGACUCUGUUGAAGACCUGGAACCUACUAACGCAGCCGAGAGCUAUGCAUUAGAAGCAAUCGAUGGAGAGAAGCAGCAGAAGGGGCAUGUAGAUGUUCAUCCUCACCAACUGGACGAGAUGUUGCUGCCCAAGGCAAUCAACUACCUUUACCACAAUGCUGAGGCAACGACAUACCAGAUGUACUGGAAAUCCAAACAUGGCAGUGCACACCUAAGUGUGGAGAAGACAAGCAUGGCGACACCUCCACAAGCUCGCAGAACCACGCGGCGGCAAGGCAGGAUGAACAAGAUCAGGGGGCUUCAAAUGCAGGAGCAGAUAAAGAAUGGGCAGUGUUGGAAGCAGGUAGCGAGAGAUUUCCUCAAAUUCUUGGAUCUGCGUUCGUCAGAUAAUUUGCGGGGCUUGUUCAUGGCAUGGCUCAAUCAUAGAAACUAAAAGAUUUAUUACGAGGAGGUUAAACCAAGUACUGAAACAUCGAACGGCUUAUGUUGUCUGCAAGGGAAAUCGUACAGUCCUUGUUUCUUACAUGAUGUGGCCACGGUAAUUUUGCAAGAAAUUUUACUUCUUUCCCUAAUUUAGAUUUCCACGUGAACUAUCUGCAAAUAAUAUUUGCGUGACUAUAUAUGUUUGUAGCCAAUCUAGCAUACAAAACUCUGAUAGCCAUUUCUGUACAAUUGCUGUGAAACUCAUGUACUACUGUAUUUGGGGGAUUUGAUUUCCCUCUUGUUCUGAACAAAGCGGCCUUUUCUACAUAUACUAUACUGUCGUAGUAUGUUGUAUCUUCAGGUACAAAGACUUUUCAGUGUCUUGCAGAUGGUUUCAGUUAUCGUGAAGUUUCAUUCUUCAUUCAUCCAUCCAUCCUGCUCAUUUCCUGUUUGCAUAAAAAUGGUGGCGAUUGAUGGCUUGGAUCAUGCUUUGUUGGAUCGAUCAGGGGUCCAUGCUGGUCCAGUGAUAAGGACACUGUAUGUGCAGCAGCAUGUAGCCAUGUCUGCACUGCAUGGCAAAGACAGAGACAUGCAACAGAAGGUGACGCUUCUCUGGCCUUAUAAAUUGAAUCAGAUCUCAGCCUUCUCUGGUUGUUGGUUGGCACAGUAUGAACCUGAAAUGCCUCUCAUCUUAUCUCUGCAAGUUUGUUAUGGCACUAGUUUUACCUCAAAAUUCAAUCAAGAACUCAAUCUGGAAGCUUAUAUUCUCGUGUACAAAAUGCACCCAAGCUACACAUUGUUAUCUCCGAUUUGAUUGCUUGAUUAGAUUCAAUUUGAACAAACUUGGUAGUGCUGUCUCAGGUGAAUUGGUAAGUUAUUGUAAUUGGUUAGGUAAAGUAGCAUGCAUAAUGGAUGCCACGCAUGGUUAUUACAUGAAAACAAGCGAGUUGCGCACAGAUUAGAGGAUAACCACGGGCUUAAAAAGCAAGUUUUAGCUAGCUCUCCACCUGACCUGUACCAGAACAUGAUGUAGUAGGAGUAUUUGUUUUAUCAGCACUCCAUUCAGUCAGUGCGUGCUACUACUAUUUUCGUUUCUUCACUUUGCUGCUGACUAUUGAUCGAUGUUAUUACCAUCAUCAAAUUACCUACCCCAUCAAAAAAAUUUCAUAGGUUUACUGCCAUAACCACAAAUGCACCAACAAAACCACAAAGUAUAUAUAUAGCCUACGUAACGUACUGUUAUGUCUAAUAAAUUAUGGAUACAAUCAAGUGAACACACUAUACUAGUCAUAUACUGUACUCCACUAGUGUGAAACAGUACAUAGUACUAGAAGUAGUACAGUAGUAUAGGUGGUACGAAAUUUAAGGAAUGAAGGUCCACCGCUGGCAUUGCAAUUAGGCAAUGCACAACACUUGUACUGUACUGUAGUCCGCAUUCUCAAAGAGGUUGCAACUUUGCAAUAUGUGCAGUUGAAA
Oryza sativa Japonica Group (Japanese rice) is the source of this 3036-nucleotide messenger RNA. RefSeq lists its product as uncharacterized. NCBI's taxonomy places the organism in Eukaryota, Viridiplantae, Streptophyta, Magnoliopsida, Poales, Poaceae. The record is from RefSeq and is a predicted model, not a curated record.